GAGUUGUAGCCAAACAGAAGAUAAGCUUUUAGCUCAAAAGUUGAAACAAUGGCAAUUCAACAUAAUUUCUUAAACCGGAUUUAUAUGACCCAACAAAAUCCUAGUGACAGAAAUGACAACUUGCAAGACACUACUACAUAUAUCCCUUCCAACAAUUUAGCAACGACAUUUCGACGAAGGCUUCUGACUGGAAUCGGGUCAGCUUCUUUAGUCGCCAUUGGUGCCAACUUCAUCGGUACAACUAGUUUUCUUCUUGGUUUGUCACCCGAAACUGCCCGUAAUCUCAAACUUGAUGUGCUUUAUCCCAUCAAAGGUUAUAGCCGGUGCAUCAAUUCUGAACAAGGCUUUGAAUUUAUAUACCCACAAAAUUGGGUUGGAGAUCAGACCUUAUUGUAUAGGGCAGCUGGGAAGGCAGAGAGGGAAAGAUCACUUGAUUUGCCACCAGUGAAACGUCGUAGGAAUGUAAAUGAACCGGUUGUUGCCUUUGGUCCACCCGGGUCGAGUGGUGAGCUCAACGUUAGCGUCAUUGUCUCGCCAGUUGCUCUUGAUUUCUCAAUUGAGGCAUUUGGAGGUCCAAAAGAGGUAGGAGAAGCAAUCGUUAAGACAAUUACAGGGUCUGGUCGACGACCAGAUAUCAAAGGGACACUCAUAAAGUCAAACUUAAGAGAAGACAUAUCCAAAAAAAUCAAGUACUAUGUGCUAGAAUUCACGGUAGAAAGCCCUUCAUUUAGGCGCCACAACGUGGCAGUAUGUUGUACUCGUGGUGGACGCUUGUUCACUCUCAAUGCACAAACGCCAGAAACAACAUGGCCAAUGCUCAGAACUGACUUUUACAAGAUUGCGGAUUCUUUUAUCUUGACUGCUUAAUUAGUCCACAAGACUAGGAAAGUUUUUGACUUCAUAAUGCCAGAAAAUAGCAGCACUUAUGCAUAAGAAAUCAUGAAACUUUUGAUACUAGCAGAUUUCAUUAUCCAAAAGAAAAACUUUUGAUACUAUUUGUUUUACGCAUUAACUGUGAAAUAACAAGAUACAUUCACUUUGUUUC
This is a messenger RNA of Erigeron canadensis, 1045 nucleotides long. Its product is annotated as psbP domain-containing protein 7, chloroplastic. Lineage: Eukaryota; Viridiplantae; Streptophyta; Magnoliopsida; Asterales; Asteraceae. Gene Ontology annotation, molecular function: calcium ion binding. Bases 49 to 867 code for a protein of 272 amino acids. The record is from RefSeq and is a predicted model, not a curated record. The transcript is spliced from 3 exons. Gene Ontology annotation, cellular component: extrinsic component of membrane; photosystem II oxygen evolving complex; photosystem II. Gene Ontology annotation, biological process: photosynthesis.